AUGUCUUCUCCUCAGGCCAACGAAAGCGAUCCUCUCUUAUCCGGGUCCGGCUCUGGCCACGACCGUUCCCACGCCGAAAGCAAGGCUGUCCGAAACUCGCGCCUCCGUGAGCUUGGUCUGUUUGCUUGGGCUUUGAUCGCUACUGCGGCUGUUAUUGUUGUUGCUAUUUGGACUCAGCAUGAGCAGCAGACCAAGCAUGACCACAACACGCCUGCUACGAAGCGAAAUCUUGUCUUCAUGGUGUCAGAUGGCAUGGGUCCUGCUUCCUUAUCUUUGACGCGCAGCUACCGACAACAUGUGGAAGACCUUCAUUUUGGCGAUACCCUUACACUGGACAAGCAUUUCUGGGGAACGAGCCGAACUCGCUCCAACAGCUCCCUCGUCACAGAUAGCGCUGCUGGUGCCACCGCUUUCUCCUGCGGCAAGAAGACCUACAACGGUGCCAUUUCUACUCUACCAAACCACGAUCCUUGCGGAACCGUUUUAGAGGCUGCCAAGCGUGCUGGGUAUCACACUGGUCUUGUUGUGACUACCAAAAUUGAGGAUGCGACUCCGGCUUGCUUUAACUCGCAUGUUGUGCUUCGUGAAAUGGAAGAUGAAAUCGCUCUUCAGCAGAUUGGAGAGGGUGUCCUCGGUCGAACAGUUGAUCUCAUGCUUGGCGGUGGUCGCUGCAAUUACCUGCCCAAGAGCGCAGAGGGCAGCUGCCGAGCUGACGACACGGAUGUUGUUAAGAUCGCAAAGGAGAAGCACAACUGGACCUACACUGAUGAUCGCGCCGGUUUCGACGCUCUUAAGGGUGGCAACAACGUGAAGCUGCCUUUUCUCGGACUGUUUGCCCCAACGGACAUUCCUUUCGAGAUUGACCGCCGAAACCACAACGACGUCUACCCCUCGCUGAGCGAAAUGGCCAAGACUGCUCUUCGCGCCCUCGAGAAAGCUACUGAGAAGAGUGACAAGGGCUUCUUCAUCAUGAUUGAGGGCAGCCGAAUUGACCAUGCUGGUCACAUCAACGAUCCUGCCGCUCAGGUUCACGAGGUUCUUGAGUACGACAAGACCUUCCGAGCCGUUCUCGAUUUCAUCAAGCAGAGCAAGACUGAGACUGUCCUCGUCGCAACCAGCGAUCAUGAAACAGGCGGUCUGGCUACCGCGAUUCAGGAACCUGGCCACCUCCCUGUUUACAACUGGUUCCCCAAGGUCCUUGCCAACGCGACUGCCUCAGCUGAGUGGCUCCAUGCAAAGCUCAAUGCCCAUCUCGUCUCCGAAUCUGGGGCCAAGAAAAACAUGGAGAAGCUUAAGAAGUACAUCAACGAUGAACUUAUCGUCCGCGGUCUUGGAAUCUCCAAUGCCUCCGACAAGGAGAUCACUGCGAUUGCUGAGCAUCCCGAGAACGCGCUCGUUCUCUUCUCGGCCCUCAUCUCCCUCCGCGCCCAUAUCGGCUGGAGCACUCACGGCCAUACCGCUGUUGACGUCAACAUCUACAGCUCUGGUGGGUCUCGAACGGAGAACCUCCGUGGCAACGUGGAGAACACCGACGUUGGUAAGUAUCUGCGCGAGUACCUCGAGGUUGACGUCGACGCCAUCACUUCGGAAUUGCAGGAUAAGAUGGGCAAGGCCGCUGUUCAGGAUACAGGUAUGGAGGCGCUGGAUGAGGUGUGGUCUCUUGGAAACAAGUACCAUGCCAUUGAGAACUAA
Fusarium coffeatum is the source of this 1692-nucleotide messenger RNA. RefSeq lists its product as uncharacterized. Gene Ontology annotation, molecular function: alkaline phosphatase activity. Gene Ontology annotation, cellular component: fungal-type vacuole membrane. NCBI's taxonomy places the organism in Eukaryota, Fungi, Ascomycota, Sordariomycetes, Hypocreales, Nectriaceae. The coding region runs from base 1 to 1692 and encodes 563 amino acids. Gene Ontology annotation, biological process: dephosphorylation. The record is from RefSeq and is a predicted model, not a curated record. The transcript has 2 exons.